AUGGAGAUGAAAACUAUCGUGAAAAAACGCAGUCUCGUUGAAGAUGCGCAAAACGAUGAAAACGCAAGUGACAAUUGCGAAACUUCAACUGCAGCUAGCUGCACUGCGGAGGAGACUCAACAUAGCGAGGUACCGAAGGUCGAAGGAACGCUGAAACCAGGCUCGCAGAUACGGCCGGUGGUAAGCGAAGAGGAGGUGCACAAACUGGCCGAACGUCUUUAUGGAAUCAUUGUGCUGGAAAUGUGCGAGCUUGAUUCAUACGAUGACCGCAAUUUCAUGAUCCAAGCCGACAGUUAUGUGAAAAAUCCAAUACUGAAAUCAAUCAGCCCGAGCGGUUACGUGAUGAAGAUAGCGAACUCACUUGAUUCGAGGGAUGAAUCGUUCUUUCAUGCGCAAAAUGAGAUCAUGCUGCAUCUUAACAAGCGUGGCAUCAAAUGCCCUGUGCCAGCGCAGAAUAUUUACGGCAAGCACCAUUCUAUGGAGAAACUGGGCGAAUCGAAGCACAUCGUACGGUUGUUGGAAUAUAUACCGGGGAAGGUGUUCCACGGUGUACCUCAUCCGGACAGUUUGUUUUACCAGGCAGGACAGUUUAUUGCCCGGAUUGAUUCCGCAUUGAAGUCCAUUGAUAAGGAAAUGGUUAUGAAACGACAAUCCAUUUGGAUGCUGGACAAUUUUCCUCAGUUGAAAGAUUUCCUCUACGUAAUAAAAGACGAACACCAUAAAGGUAUCGUCGAACAGGUGCUGGAUGCAUUUCAACGACGUGUUAUGCCGAAUUUAAACGAGUGCGAGCAGGGUGUGAUCUACGGUGAUUUCAACGAGCACAAUGUAAUUGUGAACAAAAAGCCAUCGAACAGCAAAGAAUAUGAAAUAGUUGGUAUAAUAGAUUUUGGUGACGUGUGCUACUCACGCUACGUGUUCGAGCUGGCAAUUGCAAUGGCGUACAUGAUUUUGGAAGCAAACGAUCUGAAUAUUGGUGGGCUGGUGAUGGCCGGGUACAGCAUGAUUCGAUUGAUUCCUCCGCAUGAGAAAGAAAUACUGAGGGUUUGCAUCGCAGCCCGUCUUUGCCAAAGCCUUGUGCUAGGGUUGUACACAGCUACAGUGGACUCGAGCAAUCAAUAUAUUCUUUCCUCGCAAACCCGCGGAUGGAACGUGCUGGAAGCACUGUGGACCGAAACCGAUAAAGAUAUUUUGGAGCGAUGGAAUUCAAUUGCUGAGGAAUAUUUAACAUGUAGCUCGUAA
Anopheles marshallii is the source of this 1239-nucleotide messenger RNA. RefSeq names its product hydroxylysine kinase. Bases 1 to 1239 code for a protein of 412 amino acids. The record is from RefSeq and is a predicted model, not a curated record. NCBI's taxonomy places the organism in Eukaryota, Metazoa, Arthropoda, Insecta, Diptera, Culicidae. The transcript has 4 exons. Gene Ontology annotation, molecular function: amino acid kinase activity.